Messenger RNA from Mercurialis annua (annual mercury), 943 nucleotides. RefSeq lists its product as uncharacterized. The coding region runs from base 157 to 876 and encodes 239 amino acids. The record is from RefSeq and is a predicted model, not a curated record. The transcript is spliced from 5 exons. NCBI's taxonomy places the organism in Eukaryota, Viridiplantae, Streptophyta, Magnoliopsida, Malpighiales, Euphorbiaceae.
CACUGUACUCAAAGUAAUCAUUUGAAACGUGGCGGAGUGUUGUUUGUAAGUAGAAAUAAGAAAAUCUAGCAGAGCCAGUGGUGACUCAUAGGUUUGGUUUACAAUCCUACUAGAAUCUCUUCAUGCCAAAGCCUCUCAAUUAUCAUCCCAUACGCCAUGAAUUUACACACCCCAACUACUCUCCAAACUAAACCAAACAUCUUUUUAUUUCCUAUUUCCAAAAGGGCUUCUGGGUUUGGUGUUAGAUUUCCAAUUUCUGUAACCAAAUGUUCAGUAACUAAUGUUCCUUUAACCGCUACACAAACUUCUACUAAUUUUAUGCAACCGAACAUUCCGAAGCUGCAGGCCGUCGAGGAGAAUAUCGAGAAGGUUAUUUAUCGAUGUCGCUUCUUGGCGAUUUUUGGUGUUUUUGGCUCUUUGAUUGGAUCCUUCUUGUGUUUUAUCAAGGGAUGUACUUAUGUUAUGUCAUCUUUUAUGGAAUACUUUGCCAAUCAUGGCAAAGUGAUUUUAUUGCUGGUAGAGGCUAUAGAUGUAUAUCUGUUAGGAACAGUGAUGCUAGUUUUCGGAAUGGGUCUAUAUGAGUUGUUCGUUAGCAACCUAGACAAUCCAAAGUUCAUGUCAGGGGAUACACUUGUUCAAAAAUCUAAUUUAUUCGGAUUGUUCACCUUGAAGGAACGGCCGAGAUGGUUAGAAGUGAAAACAGUAAAUGAGCUGAAAACCAAGCUGGGGCAUGUCAUAGUGAUGCUACUUCUCAUCGGUUUCUUUGAAAAGAGUAAGACGGCAAUAAUACAUUCUCCCAUAGAUUUACUUUGCUUUGCCACUUCUGUUUUCCUUUGUUCUGCUUGCCUCUACCUCUUAUCUAAGCUUGCCGACUGAAUUUAUAUGUUUGUAAAGAGAUAAUUAAGUAAUUUUUAGACUUUUAUCAAACAAUUUUAAUUUUUAA